Salvia hispanica is the source of this 713-nucleotide messenger RNA. RefSeq names its product putative GPI-anchored protein At3g06035. The record is from RefSeq and is a predicted model, not a curated record. Lineage: Eukaryota; Viridiplantae; Streptophyta; Magnoliopsida; Lamiales; Lamiaceae.
UUUCAAUUCUUCAUUUUCUGCAACAAUAACUUUCUUUGUAUACUCACACAGCAACAAAUGGAAUGUUUUGGAACUCGUCUUGUGCUGCUUCAUGCCUUCCUCUUGCUCUUUUCUCUGCAAGUACGCUCUGAUGAAGAACAGGACCUACUACAAGGAAUCAACAGUUUCAGGACUUCAGCCAACGCUCCGGCACUGGUGAAGCACGACAAGGCCGACUGCGUGGCUGAUGAGAUAGCUGACAAAAUGGAGGACAAGAGCUGUGGGUCCAGCACGGGGGCGACCAUGCAGUCGCAGCUCAUGUCGGACUACCCGGCCGUGCUGAGCAAGUGCAAGGUAGACGUGAACACGACAACGGAUGGGAUGAUCCUGCCGGUGUGCGUGCCUAAACGGACAGCGACGCUGGUCCUAACAAACUACACGCAGUCUCAGAACGCAAAGUACUUGAACGACUCCAAGUUCACCGGGGCAGGAAUAGGGACGGAGGACGAUUGGACCGUCUUGGUGCUGACCACGAACACUCAUGGAGGUAGCUUUGCCAGCACAGCUCAUCGUUGUCUAACCCGUUAUUAUGGGCUGUCUAUUCUGUUUCUACUAUCUCUGGCUUUUGUGUAUUAAUGGAGUUGCAUAAUCUGUAUUUGGUGAAGUAAAACUGUGUAUGUACCGUACGCACUCUAGAGAAUUGCAUUUCAAUAUAAAACUAGUUUGUUGUUUUA